AUAUUUUUUCGCUCUGAAUAAGAAAGUUCUAUUUUGCAAUAAAUAAUUCAAUCUAUCACCAUGAAUAUCGCCGAUAUUGAAAAAGUUGCUAAUCGAAAACGGAUUAACGCUGAAGCAGAAAAGUUACGCGAGAAAGUUAACAAAGAGACUGCUAAUAUUAUUAAACUUAAGGUUGCCCAAGAUACAGCAUACUGGGAUUUGAAAGAAAAACUUCAUCAACUCGAAAACAACCAUGAGCGCCUGCAGCAGAACAUGGUUGAGGUGCAAAUGCAGCACGAAGCGAUUUCGGGUCAAUACCAAGACGAGCUAAGACUGCGGCCUGAAACAUUAAAUAAAUUGAGCAGUACUCGUCAGAUCUGCGAUGUUCUAGAAGAAUACAGCGAGCGGCUUAAAGCAAGCGUGUCCCGUUGCAAGAAUGACCAGGCAAUGCUAGCUGAAGCCUACAACAAAUCCGGCCAGCUUGUUAGAGAAAUUAAAGACAAGCAAACCCAGUCUGAAGAGAAGAACUUGCAGAUUAUCAAUAAUUUACAAGACAAAGUUAAACUGCUUGCUGACCAUAAGGAGCAACUGUCCCAAGUAUUUACGUCCUCAAAACAGCAACUAGAUUUGGAGUUGAAUGACGCUCGAACUAAACUUGCCACUGCUCUUAACCAAAAAGACGAGUUGUUCGUAGCUUUGAAUGACUUGAGCAGAAAACUGGAUCAUACUAAACGUGAACUGGAAAAGAAAGAUGAUAAUAUCGCUAGUUUGCAAUCAGAUAUGAAAAAAUGCCUUCUUGAAUGCAAUAAUCACAUCACGGAAAUGAAGAACGCUAACUCUCAACAAGAACAAGUCCUGAAAGAAUAUACGGCAGCCAACGAAUCUCUAAAGAAAGCGCUCCAGAACCAGGAACAAUUCACUCAGUCGAUUUGUGAUCAGAAUAAUAAGCUACAAGAGAAAAUUUCGACUUUAGAAGAGGAACAAAUAUCCAGCUCUGAGAAAAUUAAAGAUUUGGAAUCAAAGCUAGAGGCAAAUAUUUUUCAUGUUUAUUUUCUAAAUAGAACUUAA
Molecule: messenger RNA, 1047 nt
Organism: Cydia amplana
Lineage: Eukaryota; Metazoa; Arthropoda; Insecta; Lepidoptera; Tortricidae
Product: putative leucine-rich repeat-containing protein DDB_G0290503
Exons: 6
Coding region: 61-1047 (328 amino acids)
Source: RefSeq, a predicted model, not a curated record